Capsicum annuum is the source of this 3503-nucleotide messenger RNA. RefSeq names its product probable inactive receptor kinase At4g23740. NCBI's taxonomy places the organism in Eukaryota, Viridiplantae, Streptophyta, Magnoliopsida, Solanales, Solanaceae. The record is from RefSeq and is a predicted model, not a curated record. Gene Ontology annotation, biological process: protein phosphorylation. Gene Ontology annotation, molecular function: ATP binding; protein kinase activity; protein binding. The transcript has 2 exons. The coding region runs from base 1193 to 3133 and encodes 646 amino acids.
AAAAAAAAUCAGAAAAAUGUUUUUGAUUAAAACAUGAUAAUUGUACUACACUGACCAUCUCCAUACGCUCCCAUUCACGAGCAAUGCACACCAUUUUUUUUCUCUUUCCCACCGAUUAAAUCCAUCCUGAUUUCUCCAUGAACAAGAGCAGUAGUGAGAAAUUCAAGAAAAUUUGAGCAUUUAGCAUUUUUUUUUUCUUGGUUUUGGCAUUCAGAUGGAAAGUAAAAGCAUAAAGAACAAAAAGAAAAGCUUCUUCUACAGAUUCUGACUAUAUAACAGCUGCUUUCAUUUAAAAAUUACACACUUUUUGACCCUAAAUUCUCCUAUUUCAAACCUUGUGAGUGUGACCAACAAUUUUUUAAUCUCAUUUUUCAGAACCCCACAUUGCUUUUUUUGCAGACACCAGUCUUGGGAAUUUGACUCUUUUUUCCUACUUUCUUUACACCUAUAUAUAUACAUAUGCAUAUUCAUGUUGUUGUUGUCAGAGUGCAUUUCCUUUUUCUUAUCUUUUUUUCACUUUUAAGCUUGUGCUAAGUUUUGCUACUACUACUUCCUUUGUUGUGUAUCUUCAAAAAAGCUUAUGUUUUUGAAUUAAAGUAUUGAGCUUUAGAUUUCCUAGCUUAGUGUAGAUUGAGGGUGUUGUAGAGUUUUUGAAAAUAGUUGGAAAGUGAUGUUCUUUUCUUGUUCUUAUGUGACUAUAAAAGCUAAGUUCUUGAAGGGUUUUGAAUUAAAGUUUUGAGCUUUGAGGGUGUUGUAGAGUCUUUGAAAUAGUUGAAAAGUUUUGAGCUUUAGAUUCUUGAAUCUUGAUGCUCUUUUCUUGUUCUUGUGUGACUAUAAAAGCUAAGUUUUUGAGGGGUUUGAAUUAAAGUCUGGAGCUUUAGAUUUCCUUUUGUUGUAUUGAGGAUGUUUCAGAGUCCUUGAAAUAGUUGAAAAGUUUUGAACGUUGAGAUUCUUGAAUCUUGAUGCUCUUUUCUUGUUCUUGUGUGACUGUAAAAGCUAAGUUCUUGAAGUGUUUUUAAUUAAAGUUUUGAGCUUUAGAUUUCCUUUUGUGGAUUGAGGGUGUUGUAGAAUGUAGAGUCCUUGAAAUAGUUGAAAAGCUUUAAACUUUAAGAUUCUUGAUGCUUUUUUCUUCUUCUUAUGUGACUACAAAAGCUAAGUUUUUGAGUGGUUGGGGGCAUUCAGAGUGUUUGAAAUGGUUAAAGUUUUGAGCUUUAGGUUCUUGACAAUGGAAUGGUGGGGGAUUUUUUCUUUGUGUUUCUUGGUGGGGUUGUUUCUUUUGUCAGAAGGCACUGAUGCUCUUCUUGAAAAUGAUAAGCAAGCAUUGUUGGAUUUCGUUAACCAGUUGCCUCAUUUUCACCCUUUGAACUGGGAUGCAGAUUCUUCAGUUUGCAAGAAUUGGACUGGAGUUGGCUGUAAUGAAGAUGGUUCUAGAGUAAUAGCAUUGAGGUUACCUGGGGUUGGGUUCAAUGGUCCAAUUCCUAAUAAUACAUUGAGUCGUUUGUCUGCAUUGCAGAUCUUGAGUCUUAGAUCUAAUGGCAUCAAUGGGAGUUUCCCUCUUGAUUUUGGUAACCUCAAAAACUUGUCUUAUCUUUACCUUCAUUACAACAAUUUCUCAGGUCCUUUGCCUUUUGAUUUAUCUGUUUGGAAGAACCUUACCAGUUUGAACUUGUCAAACAAUAGAUUCAAUGGCACCAUUCCUAGCUCGAUAUCGGGUUUAAGUCAUCUUACUUCCCUGAAUCUUGCUAACAAUUCACUUUCCGGUACCAUUCCUGAUAUUAAUUUGCCCAACUUACAGCUAUUGAAUUUGUCAAACAAUAACCUUAUAGGUACUGUGCCAAAAUCACUUCAAAGAUUUCCAAAGAAUGUGUUCAUUGGUAAUGAUGUGUCCUUACUUGGCUACCCCGUCUCUAAUUCUUCUAAUGUUUCCCUGCCUCAGCAACUAAAUCCGAAAUCCAAGAAUGAUGGUAAAUUGAGUGAGAGAGCUUUGCUUGGGAUCAUAGUAGCUAGUUGUGUAAUUGGGAUUCUUGGAUUUGGUUUCUUGAUGGUUGUUUGUUGUUUUAGAAGGAAAAAAGAUGAUUUGUUUCCCGGCAAGAUGGAGAAGGGAGAUAUGUCUCCUGAAAAGGCGAUUUCGAGGAGUCAAGAUGCUAGUAAUAGAUUGGUUUUCUUUGAGGGUUGUAAUUAUGCAUUUGAUUUAGAAGAUUUGCUUAGAGCUUCUGCGGAGGUAUUGGGGAAGGGCACGUUUGGUAUGGCGUAUAAAGCGAUAUUAGAAGAUGCUACCACAGUGGUUGUGAAGAGGUUGAAGGAUGUAGGUGCUGGGAAGAAGGAGUUUGAGCAACAAAUGGAGAUUGUGGGAAGCAUAAAACACGAAAAUGUAGUCGAGCUUCGAGCAUAUUACUAUUCAAAAGACGAAAAGCUUACUGUCUCUGACUAUUUCAGUGAGGGUAGUGUUGCUGCAAUGCUCCAUGGUAAACGGGGAGAAUACAGGAACCCUUUAGACUGGGAAACUCGACUUAGGAUAGCAGUUGGAGCAUCGAGAGGUAUUGCUAGGAUACAUGCUGAGAAUGGUGGGAAGCUAGUCCACGGAAACGUCAAAUCCUCAAAUAUCUUUCUGAAUUCAAAACAAUACGGUUGUGUAUCUGAUGUUGGUCUGUCAACAAUAAUGAGCUCGUUAGCUCAUCCAGUUGCUCGUGCUGCUGGUUUUCGUGCCCCAGAAAUAACAGACACACGGAAAGCCACACAACCUUCUGAUGUGUACAGCUUCGGUGUGUUGUUAUUGGAGCUUUUGACAGGCAAAUCCCCCAUCCAUACAACAAACGGAGAUGAGAUCAUACACUUGGUCCGAUGGGUUCACUCAGUGGUCCGAGAGGAGUGGACUGCUGAAGUAUUCGACUUGGAACUGUUGAGGUACCCGAACAUAGAGGAAGAGAUGGUCGAAAUGUUGCAAAUCGCAAUGUCAUGUGUGGUAAGGAUGGCAGAUCAAAGACCAAAAAUGUGUGAGGUUGUUAAAAUGAUCGAGAAUGUUCGUCCCACGAGCUUAGAGAAUCAGCUUUCAUCUGAAGAAAAAACAGAAAAUUCAACAUCAAGAGCAGCAGCAGCCACACCAGUGCUUGAGACACAAUCUGAUUCUCAAUGAGCCAUUUUUAUCACAAGUUUACCAUCUUAAUUCAUGUUGAAAAUGCUUUAACUUUUCACUCUCUCAGUGAACAAUAUGAAAUUCUUGUAACUUGAUCCCACUUCAUGGAAAGAGUGCACCAGUAGUCACUCUUUUUUAAGGCUAUCUUGAAAUACUACUUUGAUUGUAAAUUUUAAACUUCUUUUUCUCACUCUCAAAGUAUCAUCUCUUCCAUGUUCUUCUUGACUUAGUGGUCACAAGAACAUGGUGGAUGUGAGACGAAUUCAAGAUUUAGAGUCAGUAGUAAGUUUCGAGUAGGUGUGUGGAUUAUUCAUUUGUCAUGUUAUUUGUUCUCUUCUUAAUUGUUUUUAAUAUUGUUUCUUCACUACCA